CCAAUGCCGGAGCUCGAUCCUUCGUGCCCAUCGCUUGCCGUUAAACCCUAAAAUAACAAUAGGGGAGAGAGGAGAUUAAUUUUCGGGCUAGGUCAUGGCGCCCGCCAAGCCAGGCGAUGCGGCAUUCGCGAAUGUGGAUCAUGUGAAUGCAGAGCUUUUCACUCUCACCUAUGGCGCCAUGGUCCGGCAGCUCCUCACGGACUUCGAAGACGUGGAGGAAGUGAACAAGCAGCUCGACACCAUGGGAUACAACAUUGGAAUUCGCUUGAUCGACGACUUUCUCUCCAAAGCCAACGUCACAAGGUGCUCAGAGUUUCGAGAGACCGCAGAUGUCAUUGCCAAGAUUGGAUUUAAGAUGUUCUUGGGAGUGACUGCCACCGUCUCCAACUGGAACGCCGAUUUCACCGAGUGCAGCUUGGUUCUCGAUGACAAUCCCCUGGUGGAUUUUGUGGAGCUCCCGGAGACUUGCCAGGGCCUCUACUACUGCAACGUCUUGUGUGGAGUGAUCCGCGGAGCUCUAGAAAUGGUAUCCAUGAGAACCGAAGUAAAAUGGGCGAGGGACAUGCUUCGUGGGGACGAUGCGUACGAAUUGAGGCUAAAGCUCAUCGAGCAUGUCGCGGAAGAGUAUCCGUACAAGGAUGACGAUUAAACAUGCGUUCAAUGUGUUUAAUGGAUCAUGUGGUUUGAUUUAAACAACUUGAAUUAAGAAAAGCAAAGGAAAAACUAUUUAAUCAA
Molecule: messenger RNA, 735 nt
Organism: Selaginella moellendorffii
Lineage: Eukaryota; Viridiplantae; Streptophyta; Lycopodiopsida; Selaginellales; Selaginellaceae
Product: trafficking protein particle complex subunit 3
Exons: 5
Coding region: 95-649 (184 amino acids)
Biological process (GO): endoplasmic reticulum to Golgi vesicle-mediated transport; intra-Golgi vesicle-mediated transport
Cellular component (GO): TRAPP complex; cytosol; cis-Golgi network membrane
Source: RefSeq, a predicted model, not a curated record